Messenger RNA from Dipodomys ordii (Ord's kangaroo rat), 4114 nucleotides. It is a transcript of the gene Axin2, whose product is annotated as axin 2. The record is from RefSeq and is a predicted model, not a curated record. The transcript is spliced from 11 exons. Bases 209 to 2722 code for a protein of 837 amino acids. Gene Ontology annotation, biological process: negative regulation of canonical Wnt signaling pathway. NCBI's taxonomy places the organism in Eukaryota, Metazoa, Chordata, Mammalia, Rodentia, Heteromyidae.
GUUGGAUUUGGGCCGGGGAGCCGGGACCCGAGGAGCUCAGAGAUGAGAGCCCGGCCUUGGCGGCCUUCGUCUUCCAGAGAGGAGGCUCAGAUGAGCCCCUGCUGACUUGAGAGAGUGAGAGAGAGUGAGAGACCAAGCCCAUUGCUGCGAGGAACUGGAAGAAGAAGGAAAAAAGCCCCAGCUCACUGAGCAGUGCUCGCUCCUCACCAUGAGCAGCGCUGUGUUGGUGACUCGCCUCCCGGAUGCCAGCAGCAGCUUCCAUGAAGAUGCCCCUCGGCCCCCUGUUCCAGGGGAAGAAGGGGAGACCCCAGUGUGCCAGCCAGGCGUGGGCAAGGGCCAGGCCACCAAGCCCAUGCCUGUCUCCUCCAACGCCAGGAGGAAUGAAGAUGGUUUAGGGGAACCUGAGGGGCGGGCAUCCCCCGAUUCUCCUCUGACCAGGUGGACCAAGUCCUUACACUCCUUGUUGGGUGACCAGGACGGUGCUUACCUCUUCCGGACUUUCCUGGAGAGGGAGAAAUGUGUGGAUACCCUGGACUUCUGGUUCGCCUGCAAUGGAUUCAGGCAGAUGAACCUGAAGGAUACCAAAACUUUGCGAGUAGCCAAAGCCAUCUACAAGAGGUACAUCGAGAACAACAGCAUUGUCUCCAAGCAGCUGAAACCUGCCACCAAGACCUACAUAAGAGAUAACAUCAAGAAGCAGCAGAUCGACUCCAUCAUGUUUGACCAGGCGCAGACUGAGAUCCAGGCGGUGAUGGAGGAAAAUGCCUACCAGAUGUUUUUGACUUCUGAUAUAUACCUCGAGUACGUGAGGAGUGGGGGAGAAAACACAGCUUACAUGAGUAGCGCGGGACUGGGAAGCCUGAAGGUCCUGUGUGGCUACCUUCCCACCUUGAAUGAAGAAGAGGAAUGGACUUGUGCCGACUUCAAGUGCAAACUUUCACCUACAGUGGUGGGCUUAUCCAGCAAAACUCUGAGGGCCACAGCAAGCAUGAGGUCUACGGAAACCAUUGAAAAUGGAUACAGGUCCUUCAAGAGGAGCGAUCCUGUGAAUCCCUAUCAUGUAGGUUCCGGCUACGUCUUUGCACCAGCCACCAGCGCCAAUGACAGCGAGAUUUCCAGCGAUGCUCUGACGGAUGACUCCAUGUCCAUGACGGACAGCAGCGUAGAUGGGAUCCCUCCUUACCGUGUGGGGAGUAAGAAACAGCUGCAGAGAGAAAUGCAUCGCAGUGUGAAGGCCAAUGGCCAAGUGUCUCUACCUCAUUUCCCGAGAACGCACCGUCUGCCCAAGGAGAUGACCCCCGUGGAACCCGCCACCUUCGCGGCCGACCUCAUCUCCAGGUUGGAGAAGCUGAAGCUGGAGCUGGAGAGCCGCCAUAGCCUGGAGGAGCGGCUACAGCAGAUCCGAGAGGAUGAAGAGAAGGAGGGGUCUGAGCCGACGUUGAGCUCACGGGAUGGGGUGCCCACCCAGCACCCCCUGUCCCUCCUGCCCUCUGGCAGCUAUGAGGAGGAUCCACAGACGAUCCUGGAUGACCACCUGUCCAGAGUCCUCAAGACCCCUGGCUGCCAGUCCCCGGGGAUGGGCCGCUAUAGCCCCCGCUCCCGCUCUCCGGACCACCACCACCACCACCACCAGUCACAGCACCUUCUCUCACCGGGGGCCAAGCUGCCGCCUGCCGCCACCUGCCAGCUCCUGGGGGGCAAAGGCUUCGUGACCAAGCAGACGACAAAGCACGUCCACCACCACUACAUCCACCACCAUUCGGGGCCCAAGACCAAGGAGGAGAUGGAGGCAGAAGCCACACAGAGGGUGCGCUGCUUCUGCCCGGGGGGCUCAGAGUAUUACUGCUACUCGAAAUGCAAGAGCCACCCCAAGGCUCCGGAGCCCGUGCCCGGGGAGCAGUUUGGUGCAACCAGAAGCAGCACUUUGCCCAGACGAAAUGGGAAAAGCACGGAGCCGGGCCUGGCACUGCCAGUCAGGGAAGGAGGGCCCCCCGGGGGAGCCGGAAGUCUGCAGCUCCCCGCCGAGGAAGGAGACCGGUCGCAGGAUGUCUGGCAGUGGAUGCUGGAAAGUGAGCGGCAGAGCAAGCCCAAGCCUCACAGUAUCCAGAGCGCUAAAAAGGCCUACCCCUUGGAGUCAGCCCGGGUGUCCCCAGGAGAGCGAGUCGGCCGGCACCACCUGUGGGGGAGCAGCGGGCACCCCCGCACAGCGCCCCGCACCCACCCGUUUACCCAGGACCCUGCCAUGCCUCCCCUCACCCCACCCAACACGCUGGCACAGCUGGAGGAGGCCUGCCGCAGGCUGGCGGAGGUGUCGAAGCCCCCAAAGCAACGGUGCUGUGUGGCCAGUCAGCAGAGGGACAGGAACCACUCAACCACAGGUCAGGCGGGAGCCCCGUCCUUCUCCAGCCCAAGCCUGGCUCCAGAAGAUCACAAAGAGCCAAAGAAAUUGGCAGGUGUCCAUGCGCUGCAGGCCAGUGAAUUGGUUGUCACUUACUUCUUCUGUGGAGAAGAGAUUCCAUACAGGAGGAUGCUAAAGGCUCAGAGCUUGACGUUGGGCCACUUUAAAGAGCAGCUCAGCAAAAAGGGAAAUUACAGGUAUUACUUCAAAAAAGCAAGUGAUGAGUUUGCCUGUGGAGCGGUUUUUGAGGAGAUCUGGGACGACGAGACCGUGCUGCCCAUGUACGAAGGCAGGAUUCUGGGCAAGGUGGAGAGGAUCGAUUGAGCCUCGGGGGUCUGGCUCUGGGACGCCGUGGAACCCGAAGCUCAUGCGACCUGUCUUCAGCCUAGAACAACAGCCACAACACAUCUUGAAGGAAAAUUAAAACCAAUGAAGAAAACAACACAUCCAAUCUAGGGAAACAUUGGCCAUUGGGGCCUUGGGGAGGGCGGGGGUGGGGCUGAUUUUUCACUCUUCACGAGCUGGGUACUGAGAUAAGAAAAGCCUGAACUAUUUAUUAAAAACAUGACCACUCUUGGCUUAUUGAAGAUGCUGUGUUUGAGAGACUGCCAUACAUAAUAUAUGACUUCCUAGAGAUCUGAAAUCCAUAAACUAAGAGAAACUGUGUAUAGCGUACCUGAACGGGAAUCUUUACUGAUAUUUAUUGAACAAUUCUUUCUCCCAUCCCCAAUUUUUGGAUAUGCUGCUUUAAACACAGAAGGGGGAGAGAGGACGUUUUUAAGUUGUCCUGUCUGAACUUAGGAGCUGAGCAUUACGAGUGCAUUAAUAAUGAUUUAUUUUUUUCAUUAACACAGGAACAGGCUGUGCACUGUAUUUCUCUUAAGUGAUGACAGACUUUUUAAAUAAUGGUGCCCUCCCAUAGAUAAUACGCAGAAAUUGGUGCAUUUCCCCCCGCCCCCCCCCACGCUGCUCUACUCUCCUGAAGGUCUUGCGGGCUGUCUGUGUGACACUGUCAGCACCACCUUGGGGUGGUCAUGUUGGAUGGGGUGAUCCAUCUUGAAGAAAGGGGAGCCUUCGCCCUGAGACUGGGUCUACACUUCUGUAGCGUUCCCCUUCUCCCCUCCAGUCCUGAGGCCCAGUUAGCCGAGACCUGCUGGAAGCCCGUUUGUGGUUCAGACUUGUGCAUUUCGUGAAGUGACAGUUCCUUGUUUUCAUUUCAUUUUUUUUAAAUGAGUGUUUGGACCACAGCUAUUCAGGACACUUCCCCUACCCAGCUACCCGCGGGGAGACCUAGCAGCGCCUCUCCUCCCAACCCUUUCGGUUUGAUGUCUGGGUUUUGUGUUAAGUGAAUCUGUACAUUCUGUUUACCGUUGUUCCUUGUACUAUACGUCUGUAUAUAGUGUACGGCAGAGUUUUAAUCCACUAUCUCUAGUGCUUGACUUUGAAUCAGUACAGUACCUGUACCAGCACGGGGAGCUGUCCCGUGUGUCGCCCUAUAUUGAGGGUUAAGCUUUCCCUUGUUUUUUGAAAGGGGUUUAUGUAUAAAUAUAUUUUAUGCCUUUUUAUUACAAGUCUUGUACUCAAUGACUUUUGUCAUGGCAUUUGUCCUACUUAUACUGUAAAUUAUGCAUUAUAAAGAGUUCAUUUAAGGAAAAUUACUUGGUACAAUAAUUAUUGUAAUUAAGAGAUGUAGCCUUUAUUAAAAUUUUAUAUUUU